Molecule: messenger RNA, 885 nt
Organism: Symbiodinium pilosum
Lineage: Eukaryota; Dinophyceae; Suessiales; Symbiodiniaceae
Source: the annotation of a GenBank genome assembly
AUGGCCGCCCUAAACAGGUGGACGGCCCAGAAGCGAGAUAUCGAGAUGCAGAAGAACAUGGGUAAGGCGACCUACAUGGGCGGCGCUUUGCCUGACACCGCGGCCUAUGGGCCCUACAAGCAGAAUAAGCGGCCCAAGAUCGCUUCCGAGGUGAAAACUGUCAAGGAGUGCGAGCACUGGCGACAGGAUAUUCUUCGCGGAGUGGCGAAGAAGAUCGCCGAGAUCCAGAAUGCAGCCCUAGGUGAGCACCGCAUUCGCGAUCUCAACGACGAGAUCAACAAGGAUCUGCGCGAGAAGGGCUACUGGGAGGAUCAGAUCAAGGCGCUUGGAGGUGCAGAUUACAAGUCUCAGCCCAAGCGGGAUGUAGAGACCUACGGCGCCGAGCUAGCUGCGCACAGUGGCUAUAAGUACUUCGGUGCCGCAAAGGACUUGCCCGGUGUGCGGGAGCUCUUUGAGACGGAGGUCAUCCCAGAUGCCCCGCGCAAGACAAGGAAGCAGCUCUUCCUCCAUAUUCAGCCAGAUUAUUACGGCUGGCGAGACGAAGAGGAUGGUAUGCUGCUCUUGGAGGAAAAGAUGGCAGAAGAAGAGGCUGUCAAAAAGCUCCAGGCGGAGUGGAAAGCCGAGCAAGUUGUAAAGGCUUCGAAAAAGCGAAAGGCUCCAAAGGACGCCAAGGACAAAGAAGAGGCUGCAAAGGAAGACAAGCCCGAGGAGGAGGCCAAGCCCAAGGAGCCGGAAGUAGAGAAGCCAAAGGGCCAGGACUUCGCCGACUUCAAGGCUUAUGUGGAUGUCCCCACCAUGCAAGACAUCGAGCGGCUCAUCGUGCAGAAGAAGAAAGAGACGCUUCUGAAAAAGUAUGCGCCAGAACAAACUGAAUCAAAAGAUUGA